GCUCCGCCUUUCAAAAUUCUUAAACUGAAAGAAUAUUAAGGCUGAAAUGAAAGCACACGUUUCAGACAACCUGCGUCUGUAGACAGCAAAACAAGUUUCCAGCAUCAAAACCUGUAUCUUGAAGUUCGUUUUUUGACAGAAUAAAAAUGGACAAAGACCUAAUGCAAAAUCUGUGUUUAAAUCUGGUCUUGCUGGGAAGAACAGGAGUUGGGAAGAGUUCAUCAGGAAACACAAUACUGGGACGAGAAGCUUUCACCUCAGAUAACAGCUCCACUUCUGUCAUACACAAUGUAUCUGUCGAAAUCGGUAAUAUUUGUCGAUUGCCGAUCAAAGUUUAUGACACACCGGGAUUGUCUGAUACAGAGUUGAGUAAGGAAGAUCUUUGGAAAUAUGAAGAAAUUCUUCGGCAAUGUGAAUCGGGCCUGUGUGCGUUUCUGCUGGUUCUCCAGGCAGACGUAUUCACUGAAGAAGAUCAAGAAGCUCUGGAGAAGAUUGAGGAGCUUUUGGGAGCAAAGCGUAUACAAAACACUUGGAUUCUCUUUACAAGAGGAGAUGCACUUGAAGAAGAAAACAAGACCAUAAGUACAGUCAUCAAAGAAACGGCAUACUUGAAGAACCUUGCUCAGAAAUAUGAGGGCAGAUACCAUGUGUUCAACAACAAGCAUAUAAGAAAACUUGAUGAUCAAGUGAAGUCUCUGAUAUCUAAAGUUUUCCACAGGAACUUAGAAAAUCUGCCAGAAAGACAAAGAACUUCAGUCAACAUCCCCAACAGUCCUGUCAACCAUAAUUUAACCAGAAGAAUCGUGCUGUUGGGUAAAAGUGGAGUUGGGAAGAGUGCAGCUGCAAACACAAUACUGGGACAGAAUAUGUUUGAAUCUACAGUUGGCUCAAUUUCCGUGACCCGUGAAUCUUUGGUGAAACACGCCACUGUUUCUGGCAGGAAAGUGUCUGUAGUUGAUACUCCUGGAUUUUUUGACACACACAUGAGCUCUGAGCAGUUAAUGAUUGAGAUAGUGAGAAGUGUUUACAUAUCCAGUCCUGGGCCUCAUGCUUUUCUCAUUGUGUUUCCUGUGAAUAGAUUCACUGAGCAGGAGGAAGAGAUUCCUCAAAUCAUUGAGAUGUUGUUUGGUGAAGAAGUGUUGAAAUACUCCAUCAUUCUCUUCACUCAUGGAGAUCAGAUAGAAGGAAGGUCCAUAAAAGAAAUCAUUGAGGAGAAUGAAGCUUUAAGUCAUCUAGUUGGUCAGUGUGGAGGCAGAUUUCACAUCUUCAAUAAUAAAGAUCAGAAUAACAGAGAGCAGGUGAAUGAUCUACUGCAGAAGAUUGACACAAUGAUAGAGCAGAAUGGAGGAGGACACUACAGUAAUCAGAUGUAUGAAGAUGCUUACAGAUUCAGACAAGAGGAAAAGAUUAAGAGAUUAAGAGAGGAGACAGAGGAGAGAGUCAGAGCAGAGAUACAGCGUGAGAUCAAUGAGAGACAAGAACAAGAGGAGAACCAAAGACAAGAGGAAAUUGAGAGACUGAGAAAGCAGACAGAGCAAAAAAUCAGAGCAGAGAUACAGUGUGAGAACAAUGUAAGAAAACAACAAGAGGAGAUUCAAAGACAAGAGGAGAUUGAGAGAGUGAGGAGGCAGACAGAGGAGAGAAUCAGAGCAGAGUGUGAAGCUCAAAUGAUGUCUGAAAUGGAAAGACUUAAAGAGGAAAGACAGAGGGAGGAAGAGGAGAGAAAACAACAAGAGGAGAAACAAAGACAAGAAGAGAUUGAGAGAGUGAGAAAAGAGACAGAGGAGAGAAUCAGAGCAGAGUGUGAAGCUCAAAUGAUGUCUGAAAUGGAAAGACUUAAAGAGGAAAGACAGAGGGAGGAAGAGGAGAGAAAACAACAAGAGGAGAAACAAAGACAAGAGGAGAUUGAGAGAGUGAGAAAAGAGACAGAGGAGAGAAUCAGAGCAGAGUGUGAAGUUCAAAUGAUGUCUGAAAUGGAAAGACUUAAAGAGGAAAGACAGAGGGAGGAAGAGGAGAGAAAACAACAAGAGGAGAAACAAAGACAAGAAGAGAUUGAAAGAGUGAGGAGGCAGACAGAGGAGAGAGUCAGAGCAGAGAUACAGCGUGAGAAUAAUGAUAGACAACGAGAGAACCAAAAUACACCAGAGUGUGAAGAAGGAAGUGGAUUUAAGAAGUUUUUUUCCAAGUAUUGGAAACACUUUUUAAUGGGCAUUGCAGCUGGUGCUAUAAUUGGUGGACCUGUUGGUGGAAUUGUUGGUGGAAUUGUUGGUGGAGUUAUAGCCUUAAUUGUUGAUAAAAGGCAGGGGCGUCACUAAUGGGUGGAAAAAAUGUUGUAAUAUCAUGAAAGAUAAUAUUAAUGCCAACCACAACAUAGGUUGAAUGUAAUGAGUCAGAAGAUACAAAGAAGAAUUUAAUUAACUUUUGAUCAGAAUUUUGAGUUUCUGUAAGUUAUCUACAGUCAUUUAUCUUUGUGGUCUAUAACAUGAAUUGGUGAUUUUUGAUGAUUUGUUGAGUUAAUUUUAUUUGUCAGUUAACACUGUUAAGAAUCUAAGAACAGAAAACCUUCACUUUACUAUUCAAAUCAAAUCAAAUCAGAUCAUAUCUGUGCAUUAUACAGCAUGUACUUCUAAAUAUAAAUUGAUUUCUUUCAAAAAUAAAUAAAACUUCUAGGGGUGUGCAAUAGAGCCAAUACCUAUACCUGUUCCAAUCUCAAAUUAGAAACCUGUUUUAAAUGUCAUUAUGUUCACUUUAUAAUUUUCAUUUAACAGAUAUACCUUGUAUAACUUAAAAAAAAAAAAAAAAAAAAAAAAUAUAUAUAUAUAUAUAUAUAUAUAUAUUUGUUUUUAUUAUAAUUACAAUUAAGGAAUUUGUUUAGCUAGGGAAGUAAGCCUGUCGAAACAAUCACAUAUAUAAAACUCUGUAGCUGAUUAGAGAACAUGGAAGCUGAAAGAAAAUAUUCAGUGGUUGACUAACCAGUGUGUGACAAGUGCCUGCAACAUAGGUUGGAGUAAUGGAACAGUCUCUAGUUUAGUGGAGAACAGAAUAAAUACUGGCAGUAAAUAAAUCACAGAAUCAAUGUAAGGAAAAUGCUUAUUUUGUAAUUCAGCAGUCACAUAAAAGACAUGAACUAUAAUUUGAAACAAAAGAAUAAAAUUGAUACACAAAAUAUUAA
Molecule: messenger RNA, 3172 nt
Organism: Ctenopharyngodon idella (grass carp)
Lineage: Eukaryota; Metazoa; Chordata; Actinopteri; Cypriniformes; Xenocyprididae
Product: GTPase IMAP family member 8-like
Exons: 3
Coding region: 147-2315 (722 amino acids)
Molecular function (GO): GTP binding
Source: RefSeq, a predicted model, not a curated record